Molecule: messenger RNA, 426 nt
Organism: Penicillium malachiteum
Lineage: Eukaryota; Fungi; Ascomycota; Eurotiomycetes; Eurotiales; Aspergillaceae
Exons: 1
Coding region: 1-426 (141 amino acids)
Source: RefSeq, a predicted model, not a curated record
AUGAAAGUUCCUGGAAGCCUACUUUUGAACAGUGUCGCAGAGUCGAUUGCACUGCCCAUGUAUACAUGGUCUGCAAACGGUACCCACCAAGCAAAGGGCUAUACAACCAAGCAAGCCGAUGUUACCGACGUGCAAGGCCUGUAUGAGGACUGUGAAAACAUUAACCUGAACCGAAAACUGGCCACCAACUUCCGAAGUGACGUCCUCGGUCCUGGGGUUAUUGGUUUCUUCUACAAGUGUGAGAAGAUCAGCGAUGAUACCAACUUGUACUGGUUCACGAUUAGCUCUGGGGAGAAGACGCAGAUUGAUCAGCUCUGUGAUCCUAAUCAGACGUACCCUAUCGUCUAUGAUCAGCAGCACAAUACAUGGUUCAUCGAUGAGCCUUUUGAUUGUACCCAGCGUACUUCGCCUUCGAUUUCAGUCUGA